GGGUUUCUGGUAACACCGAUCAGACCGUAACACCCAAAAUUUAGUGAACGACGCAAGGUCGUCCGCCGUGGAGUGGAGGAUUCACAUUUCGGGCAGAGAUGAUGUCCAUAGCCGCUCGUCCCGGGGCUUUGUCCCCGUACCUGCAGGCCACCAAACUCUCCGUGAAGAGCCUGCUGUCCGGCGGAGCGAAGCAGCUGCUGCCCGCUGCUGCUCCUGGAGCGGUCCGGCUCGCCCACACAGACAUCAAGAUCCCCGACUUCAACGACUACCGCCGCCCUGAGGUCACAGACCCCAACAAGUCGUCCCAGGACAGCAGUGAGUCGAGAAGAACGUUCUCUUACCUUGUCACCGGAGCGUCCACCGUGGUCACCGUCUAUGCAGCCAAGACGGUGGUCACCCAGUUUGUCUCCUCUAUGAGCGCAUCUGCAGAUGUCCUGGCCUUGUCCAAGAUCGAGAUCAAGCUCGGCGACAUCCCCGAGGGCAAAAACAUGACCUUCAAGUGGAGAGGGAAGCCCCUGUUUGUCCGUCACCGCACGGAGAAGGAAAUCGCCACGGAGGAGGCGGUGAACCUCUCGGAGCUGCGCGACCCUCAGCAUGACAAGGAUAGAGUUCUGAACUCCAGCUGGAUCAUCGUGCUGGGCGUGUGCACCCACCUGGGCUGUGUGCCCAUCGCCAACGCCGGAGACUACGGAGGAUACUACUGCCCCUGCCACGGCUCCCACUACGACGCUUCUGGAAGAAUAAGAAAGGGACCAGCUCCGCUCAACCUGGAGGUCCCGUUCUACGAGUUCCCUGAUGAGGAGACCGUCAUCGUGGGAUAAACUCUGCCUCACUUCCUCUCUGUACAAUGUAUUUUUAGAUGGCUCUCUGUUCGAGUUGGGGACGGUGUAUCAUGUAUUUACAAAUAAAAAUAUAUAUCCAACUCUA
Labrus mixtus (cuckoo wrasse) is the source of this 927-nucleotide messenger RNA. RefSeq names its product cytochrome b-c1 complex subunit Rieske, mitochondrial-like. Lineage: Eukaryota; Metazoa; Chordata; Actinopteri; Labriformes; Labridae. Bases 99 to 821 code for a protein of 240 amino acids. The record is from RefSeq and is a predicted model, not a curated record. Gene Ontology annotation, biological process: mitochondrial electron transport, ubiquinol to cytochrome c. The transcript is spliced from 2 exons. Gene Ontology annotation, molecular function: quinol-cytochrome-c reductase activity; 2 iron, 2 sulfur cluster binding. Gene Ontology annotation, cellular component: membrane.